AUGAAAGAAACUACCCCGCUUCCCAGCCCUGAUAGCUCAACGCUUCCUAAGGAGAGGUCGCAGAUUCUGAGGUGCUGGGCCGUGCACUUCAAAAACGUCCUAAAAUGCUCCUUUACAAUUCUUGACGCCGCUAUCUACCGGCUCUCUCAAGUGGAAACCAACAUGGACCUUAAUUUCCAGCACUCACUUUCGGAAACCAUCCGCCUCGGCCAAGAAUUAUCCAGUGGGAAAGCACCAGGCUGCGAUGCGGUCCCAGCUGAAACCUACAGGCACGGCGGCCAACGUCUGAUGGACCAACUCACGAAGCUGUUCCGAGAAAUAUGGCGACAGGGACAGGUUACUCAGAACUUAAUAGACGCGAACGUCGUCCCUCUGUACUAGUGGAGAGGGAACCGGCAACUCUUUAAUAACCACAGAGACACAUCACUACUCAGUAUGUCUGGGAAGACCUUCGCUCUCCUUUUUUUAAAUUGUCUUAACGGCCACCUCAAGCAGGAAAUUCUGCCGGAAGGCCAGUGUGACUUUGGACGACACUGAGACAUCACCAAUAUGGUGUUCGCAGCUCGCCAGCUAUAGGAGAGGUGCCAGGAAAUGCGAACUCACAUCUUAACUUCUUUUGUGGACUUGACGAAAGCCUUUGAUACGGUGAAUAGCGAGAGAUUGUUGAAAAUCUUGCAAAAGGCGGCUUUCCUGAAUGAUUUAUGCUUAUGGUACGUCUUAUCCACGAUUGGAUGAUAGCACAUCACGGACAACGGCGCGAUAUCUGACGCAUUCGCAGUGACCAACGAAGUGAAGCAGAGCUGUGUCCUCGCGCCCGCCCUCUACAGUCUCAUUUCCUCCGCCAUGCCGAUGAACGCCUACCGUGAUGAGCGCCCUAAGAUACGCCUGGCCUACAGACGUGAGGGGCAGACGCAUGUAGGUCCCGCGCGACUACCUACGGCUACCGUCCACGACCUGCUCUUCGCCGACGACUGUGUGCCUAACACCACGACCGAAGUCGACAUGCAACGGAGUGCGGGCUUCUUCACCGCCGUGCGUGCCAACGUCGGCCUGACGAUCAACACGGACAAAACAGUGGUCAUGUACCAACCGUCACCGAACGCUGAAUACAACUUUCCUCGAAUCACUGUCAAUGGCAACCGACUCGAAACCGCUGACAACUUCGGCUAUCUAGGAAGCACACUUUCGCGCAGCAUUUAA
Messenger RNA from Spirometra erinaceieuropaei, 1200 nucleotides. The record is from the annotation of a GenBank genome assembly. NCBI's taxonomy places the organism in Eukaryota, Metazoa, Platyhelminthes, Cestoda, Diphyllobothriidea, Diphyllobothriidae.